This is a messenger RNA of Gossypium raimondii (Peruvian cotton), 2242 nucleotides long. RefSeq names its product O-fucosyltransferase 2. The record is from RefSeq and is a predicted model, not a curated record. The coding region runs from base 260 to 2185 and encodes 641 amino acids. Lineage: Eukaryota; Viridiplantae; Streptophyta; Magnoliopsida; Malvales; Malvaceae. The transcript has 10 exons.
UGGGCAAUUGAUACUGUGGGUCAAACCGUCCGAAUAACCCAACGGCAACACUAAUGCAAAAUAGCGAAACGACAAUCCCCUGAUUUAUCCUUAUCCCAAAAGCUUUCAAGAUGACCAUCCCACCUUCGGCAAGAUCCAACUCUAAUAUCGCACUACAAAAGUCGGCGUUUUUUUCGCUGUGAUGUCUUAAGCAAAAAAUAAACCCAAUCUCCCUUAACUCUUUCUGCAUUGGGAUCUGAGUCUUAAACCCAUCAAUUCGAUGUCUUCAACUAGCAACUCAAACAAUUCACACAAUCUUGCCCUUGAAUCUAAACAAGAUCGACCCAACACCGUUCGGAUCCCCGACCGGGUCGACCUCCGGGGGAGCCCCAGGAGUCGUCAAGGGUCCCCCAGUCAUUCACCCCGACUCGGCCCCAGCCGGUUCUUGAACGGUGAAAAGAGCGGGGCGUCAUUUGUCGGAGCUGAAUUGUUGGGAAAAUUAUGGGCUGAUCGAAAGAAGCAACCGAAGAACGCGAAGAGAAAAGGAGGCAAAGUUUGGUACCAAAAGGAAAGGGUGAAAGGACUUGUAGUGUUGACUGCAUUGGUGGGUUUGUUUUUCUUGGUCGAUUGGAUUAUGCUCUUGCGGUUACAAGAUCACCGGGUCGGAUCCGAUGACCGAUCUUCCAGGAACGCUUCUUCUGUUUCGGCUCAGGUGAAGGUGACAAAGCCUAGUAAAGGGAAAAAGCAUUACGGUGGUAUUUAUGGAAGGUUGUUGGCUUUGGCUGCUCAUGCUUUGGCUGAGGGGCAAAAUAAACGUGAACCGAAAGAUUUAUGGCAGGAACCUGUAGUUCCUGCUUCUGCUUGGAGACCCUGUGCUGAUCAACGUGACUGGGAACCUAAUGAGGGGAAGAAUGGAUACAUUAUGGUCACUGCAAAUGGUGGAAUCAACCAGCAGCGUGUAGCUGUCUGCAAUGCUGUAGUACUUGCUCGCUUACUUAAUGCAACUCUUGUUGUUCCCAAAUUUAUGUACAGUAGUGUCUGGAAAGAUGUAAGUCAAUUUGGUGAUAUCUAUCAGGAGGAGCAUUUUAUUAAGUACCUGGCUCCAGAUAUUCGAAUAGUGAAAGAACUUCCUGAGGAGCUAAAGUCUCUAGAUUUGGAGGCAAUUGGUAGUGUUGUGACGGACGUAGAUGUUAGGAAGGAAUCUAAACCAAGUUUUUAUCUGAAAAAUAUUCUCCCUAUCCUACUCCAGAAAAGAGUUGUCCAUUUCGUUGGCUUUGGGAACCGUUUGGCUUUUGACCCGAUACCAUUUAAGUUCCAGAGACUUCGAUGCAGAUGUAAUUUUCAUGCACUUAAAUUUGUUCCGAAGAUACAAGAAACUGCUGCUUUACUCCUUGAAAGAUUGCACAAGCAUUCAGCUCAGCCAGGACUAUUGGAUCAUUAUCUUGUUGGUCCACAUGCAGUGGCUGCUAUGAUUGCAAGGAGUGAUCGUGCUAAAGCUUCCAAAUAUCUUGCUUUGCAUUUGAGAUUUGAGAUUGACAUGGUAGCUCAUUCGUUAUGUGAGUUUGGCGGAGGUGAGCAAGAGGGGCAAGAAUUGGAAGCAUAUCGACAAAUCCAUUUUCCUGCAUUAACAGAGCUAAAGAAGACAGAAAACUUCAGGUUACCUUCCCCUGCCAUGCUCCGAUCUGAAGGGUUAUGUCCAUUAACACCAGAAGAAGCUGUACUUAUGCUUGCUGCUCUAGGUUUCAAUCGUAAGACUCAAAUAUAUGUCGCAGGGGCACAAAUAUAUGGAGGGACAUCAAGAUUAGCUGCUUUGACAAGCUUGUAUCCUAAUUUAGUUACGAAAGAGAAUUUGCUUUCAUCCGCCGAACUUGAACCAUUCAAGAAUUUCUCAUCUCAGCUGGCAGCACUAGACUUCAUUGCCUGCACUGCAGCUGAUGCAUUUGCCAUGACGGACUCUGGUAGCCAGUUGUCAUCUUUGGUAUCUGGGUAUCGAAUAUACUAUGGCGGAGGGAGGAUGCCUACAAUACGCCCAAAUAAGCGGAGACUAGCUGAUAUCUUCGUCAAGAACAAUACAAUUGAGUGGAAAGUGUUUGAGCAGAGAGUGAGGAAGGCAGUUAGACAAACUAAACAUGUCCAGAGUAGGCCUAAGGCUAGAAGUGUUUACCGGUAUCCACGGUGUAAAGAGUGUAUGUGUCGUACAGAUUGACUUAUUUCCCUUUUUAAGAUGUUCUAAUUAAAACAUGCAUCAUUCUUUGUUGUUUAA